Messenger RNA from Bactrocera latifrons, 390 nucleotides. RefSeq lists its product as uncharacterized. NCBI's taxonomy places the organism in Eukaryota, Metazoa, Arthropoda, Insecta, Diptera, Tephritidae. The record is from RefSeq and is a predicted model, not a curated record. The transcript is spliced from 4 exons. Bases 1 to 390 code for a protein of 129 amino acids.
AUGCAGGAAUUCUUCCUGAUCGGUAAGGGCAAGACCAAACCCUUUCCAUUAAUGGUAGAUAUUAAAGGCUGUACCCAGGUACCCUGCGAUGUUUAUAAAGGCUUGAACACCGUGGUACAGGUGCACUUCGUAAGCAGCAAGGCCAAUAUUCAUACGUUGACUGCCAUAGUUACGCCACAGCUUUGGGUUAUCCUCACAGAGGAUAUUGUUUAUGAUUUCCAAUUUAAUGUCGAUCAUUAUUAUCCUGAAAUUCCAGCCACAAUGCAACUGAAUCUAGUCGAUAAAGAUAAUGAAGUAAUCACCUGCUUUAGUGCGAGUAUUCGAGUGCGUAAGGGAACUGCCGCUAAUAGCGUUAAUGACUGUUUUAUGCUUAGAGUAGAUGUGAAUUGA